UGUGGUAAAGACUUUGCAAGGCCCAGUCAUCUCCAAUAUCAUAAAAGAACACAUACGGGAGAGAAGCCUUAUGAAUGUAAUCAUUGUGAUAAAGCCUUUACAACAUCCAGUACUCUCAAAUGUCAUAAAAGAACACAUACUGGAGAGAAACCUUAUGAAUGUAAUCAAUGUGGUAAAGCCUUUACAAGACCCACUAAUCUCCAAUAUCAUAAAAGAACUCAUACCGGAGAGAAACCUUUUGAAUGUCAUCAUUGUGGUAAAGCCUUUGCAAGAUACAGUACUCUCAAAUGUCAUAAGCGAACACAUACUGGAGAGAAACCUUAUGAAUGUAAUCACUGUGGUAAAGCCUUUUCAGAUCAGAGUAUUCUCAAAAGACAUAAAAGAACACAUACUGGAGAGAAACCUUAUGAAUGUAAUCAGUGUAGUAAAGCCUUUUCUUGUCACAGUGAUCUCCAACAUCAUAAAAGAACACAUACUGGAGAGAAACCUUAUGAAUGUAAUCAAUGUGGUAAAGUCUUUUCACAACAGAGUAUUCUCCAAUGUCAUAAAAGAACACAUACUGGAGAGAAACCUUAUGAAUGUAUUCAGUGUGGUAAAGCCUUUUCAAAACACAGUACUCUCAAAAAUCAUAAAAGAAUACAUACUGGAGAGAAACCUUAUGAAUGUAAUCAGUGUGGUAAAGCAUUUUCAGAAUGGAAUACUCUAAAAUAUCAUAAAAGAACCCAUACUGGAGAGAAACCUUAUGAAUGUAAUCAAUGUGGUAAAGCAUUUUCAUAUCACAGUAAUCUCAAAAGUCACAAAAGAACACAUAAUGGAGAGAAACCUCAUGCAUGUACUCAAUGUGGUAAAGCA
This is a messenger RNA of Grammomys surdaster, 852 nucleotides long. Its product is annotated as zinc finger protein 431-like. Gene Ontology annotation, biological process: regulation of transcription by RNA polymerase II. The transcript has a single exon. The annotation marks the transcript as partial. Lineage: Eukaryota; Metazoa; Chordata; Mammalia; Rodentia; Muridae. Gene Ontology annotation, molecular function: DNA-binding transcription factor activity; RNA polymerase II cis-regulatory region sequence-specific DNA binding. The record is from RefSeq and is a predicted model, not a curated record.